AUGCAGAUGUGCUCGAGCCAGUGUGGCGAGCGAAGAUGCUCAGAGUCACAGGCGAGCGGAGCGGCUCAGAGCCAGUGUGACGAGCGCAGUUGCUCAGAGCCAGAGAGGCGAGCGGAGUUGCUCAGAGCCAGAGAGGCGAGCGGAGUUGCUCAGAGCCAGAGAGGCGAGCGGAGUUGCUCAGAGCCAGGGAGGCGAGCGGAGAGAGAGAGAGAGAGAGAAAGAGAGAUUGAGGUACCAGGCAUGAAUAUUUACAAGAUAUUUACAGAUCCUCCCGGCCCAACAGAUCCGUGCCUUCAGGUAACAUCCGAUGAGGUUUUUAGGUCUAUUUGCGCCUUCCCAAACGGUUCAGCUGGGGGUCUAGACGGUCUAACUCCACAGCACCUUAAAGACCUGCUUGGCCACUCCUGCGGUGAAGCAGGUGAUACCCUUCUUAAAGAUUUAACCGUUUUAGUGAACUUCAUGCUUCAGGUGGGCUGUCAGCAAGGCGACCCUUUGGGCCCUGCACUUUUCAGCCUUGCCAUACACCCUAUCCUGGAAAGCCUAAAUUCUAAAUUUAAUGCUUGGUACCUCGACGAUGGUACCCUGGGAGGCACCGUCGACGAGUGGUCCCAAGCCUCCCUGCCCAUUAGGCACGGUGGUAUUGGGAUACGACAAACUUCUGCUGUUGCUCUUCCGGCUUUUCUUUCUUCAGCGCAUAACAUUGAAAAACUGUUCCGAAAAAUCCUUAAAACUGACCCCCUAAUAAAUUUGGACGUCCCUUUCCUGCCGGAGGCCAUCGACAGCUGGAAAGCGGCCUGCCCUAACACGGACUUGCCCAUUACUCGCCAUUCGCAACACCAAUGGGACGAGCCGCUCUGUCUGCUGGUACGGGAUAAUCUGUACGAAACGUCUACCAGCACCACAGAGCGCGCUCGUCUCCUUGCUGCGACGAGAUGGGAAUCCGGCGCAUGGUUGCAGGCCCUGCCAUCAAAGAACCUAGGCACACUUCUCUCUACGAACACCUUUAGGAUUUCUUUGUGUUUGCGCUUGGGGGUGGCUUGUGUGGCUCCUCAUCUGUGCCAGUGCGGUGCAAACGUGACGCGUUUUGGUUUCCACGGCCUAUCCUGUGCGAGGAGUGUCGGCCGUCUCUCACGACACGCGAGCCUAAAUGACAUCCUCCGCCGAGCUCUUGUCACUGCUGGGGUGCCGGCGGUUCUGGAACCGUCUGGUUUGGCCCGCGAUGAUGGGAAAAGACCGGACGGCAUGACCCUCGUUCCCUGGAAGAUUGGACGGCCUUUAGUUUGGGAUGCCACAUGCGUGGACACCCUUGCGCCGUCCCAUCUUUCAGGAACAUCAAACAGAGCUGGUGCGGCCGCCAACGCGGCUGAACACCUCAAGCGGCGCAAAUAUGCAGCCAUUGAUUCUGGCUGCAUGUUUGAGCCGUUUGGGGUGGAAACCCUUGGGCCGUGGGGACCUGGCGCCCACGGCAUAUUCUCCGAGCUGGCGAAGCGCCUCGUGGAGGCGACGGGUGACAAGAGGGCUGGCUCCUACCUUGCGCAACGCAUUGGUAUUGCCGUCCAGCGCGGCAAUGCCGCCAGCCUUCUUGGCACCCUGCCCACAGGCACAGAGCUGGAGCCAUUUACCAAUAAACCUAAAUCAACCAACCUUAUCUUCGGUGCCUGGAAUGUGCGCACUCUUCUCGAUCGUGAUUGUAAUUCCUGUCCGGAGCGGAAAACAGCUAUAGUGGCACGAGAGCUGCGCCGCUACAAUGUUGACAUAGCUGCGAUCAGCGAAACACAUCUUGCUGAUGAAGGAGAGAUAGUGGAGAAGGGCGGCGGCUACACAUUCUUUUGGAAAGGUACCGCUGCGCAUGAACCCAGACGCUCAGGCGUCGGAUUUGCCAUAAAAAAUGAAAUAGCUAAGCGUUUAGAAGAAUGUCCCGUUUACACCUCGGACCGUGUGAUUUCACUGCGAGUACACCUGCAGCAUAAUAACUUUCUAAAUGUCAUUAGCAUAUACGCGCCAACUCUAGAUAAAUCCGAUGACAUUAAGGAUCAAUUCUACGAAGAACUUACGCAAGCUCUUUCUAAAGUCAAAUCUCGCGAACAAAUAUUGCUACUGGGUGACUUCAAUGCUAGAGUUGGCCGUGAUUACGAGGCUUGGCCUAACGUACUCGGUAGACAUGGCAUCGGGAAUAUGAAUAAUAAUGGUCAACUUCUACUCAGCCUCUGUGCCCAAUUUGACCUGUCUAUAACUAACACCUUUUUCCGACUGCCAUCUAAGCACAAGGCUACUUGGAUGCAUCCUCGUUCAAAGCAUUGGCACCUCAUUGACUAUGCCAUUGUGCGACGUCGAGAUAUUGGUCAAGUCAAUAUUACACGCGUCAUGAGAGGCGCCAAUUGCUGGACUGAUCACCGACUUGUGUUAACUAAAAUUAACAUAAGUCUUCGUCGGCCUUCUAGGCGCAAUGUUGUAAAAACUGUGCGCACGAAUAUAGAAAACCUUCAAUGCAUUCCGACAAGAGAGGUAUACAUUGAAGCCGUAAAUGAAGUUUUGUCUUCAGUUGAUGUUCAAAGUGAAGCUCUUGAAAUAUCCUGGCAGACUCUGUCUACAAAUCUCAUGGAAGUUAGUUCUAAGGUAUUGGGUCUCAAACCCUAUAAACAGGAGGACUGGUUUGAUGAGUAUGACGAGACGUUCACUGAGGCCUUUAACAAACACAGAGAGCUUCUCAAAAGGCAAAGUUUUGGUAUCGGACAAGUAGGAGAGUUCGUAAGCAUUAAAGAGAGCAGCGCUAGAAUUAGAAAACUUACCAGGGAUGCCAAAGAUAAAUGGUGGCAAGAAAAGUCUCAACAUCUGCAAUGGCUGUCGGAUACCAACCAGCUGGGAGCUUUUUAUGGCGAAGUCCGAAAGCUGAUACGGCCAGCAAGCCACUGUUCUGUUCCCAUAAAAUCGAGUGAUGGCGUUUCACUAACCAACAAGGCGGGCAUAAUGAAUCGUUGGGUACAGCAUUAUAGUCACUUGCUUAACGUUGAUCGACAAGCAGAUCUUGAAUUUAUUAACUCACUACCGCAGUCGCCGCCACAAACAGAGCUUGCCGAUCCACCGACGCUUGAGGAGACUAUAGUAGCUAUAAAGCAAUUGAAAAACAAAAGGGCGGUAGGUGUUGACAGUAUCUGCGGAGAGUUGCUUAAGUACGGAGGUGACAAUCUGCAUAACACCUUGUGGAAAUAUUUUGUGCGUAUGUGGGAUGAGGAGCAUGUGCCAGAAAGUUUUAAGAUCUCCCGAAUAUGUUCCCUGUACAAAGGCAAAGGAGACCGUUCCGACUGUAAUUCCUAUAGGGGCAUAUCGUUACUUUCAACCCCGGGAAAAGUGUUCGCUAGAAUACUCCUCAACCGCCUACUGCCAUUGUCGGAAACUAUACUACCCGAAACCCAAUUUGGGUUCAGGCCGGAUAGGGGGACAUGUGAAGCCAUCUUCUCCGUUCGCCAACUGCUUGAAAAAAGCAGAGAGCAACUUCAACCUAUGUUCCUAUGUUUUGUAGAUCUUGAAAAAGCCUUCGACAGUGUCCCCCGCGAAGCACUCUGGACAAUUUUGACAAAGCUUGGAUGCCCUGACAAGUUUGUGAAACUACUACGACUCCUACAUGAUGAAAUGAAGUGCUGCAUUACUAUCAACGGCGAACAGUCUGAGCUUUUCUCCGUUUCAUGCGGAGUCAAGCAGGGCUGCGUUCUUGCACCGACUCUGUUUGCACUUUAUUUCGCAUUUGUUGUUCGGGAGUCUAUGAAAAACUUGUCAGAAGGCAUAGGCAUUCGGUUCCGCAUGGAUGGAGGACUUUUCAACAUUUCAAGGUUUAGAUCCCGUACCAAAGUAUCCUAUGCUGUCAUGACAGAAAUUAUGUACGCGGAUGAUUUAUGCUUUGUCUCAAAUUCAGCGGAAGGUCUACAAAGAUUAAUGUCGAGUCUUCAUGAUGCUUGCACUACAUUUGGUCUUAAAAUAAACGUCAAAAAGACGGAAGUCAUGGUCAACGUCCCUGACAACGAACCAAAUGCGAGUGUAUGUAUCGGUGACGAGAUGUUGAAGCGGGUGGAGAGGUUCAGGUAUCUUGGUAGCACGAUAACAGCAAAGUACGACCUAGAUGCUGAAAUAAAUGCUAGAAUUGGUGCUGCAGCUGUGGCGUUCGGGAAACUCCGGCCAAAGGUAUUUCGCUCCCAUGACCUGAAGCUCUCCACUAAAAUUAGUGUAUACAUGGCAGCGGUGCUGCCGAACCUGCUGUACGCAUCUGAGACAUGGGUCCUUUACCGUAAGCAUAUACGUACACUUGACAGAUUCCACCUUAAAUGCCUCCGAGAUAUUAUGAAUAUCAAAUGGACGGACCGGGUCAGAAACACAAACGUCCUGAGGCGCGCAAAUGUCGGAGGCAUUGAGGUGUAUCUGAUGAGGCGGCAGCUGCGGUGGUGUGGGCACGUGUCUCGGAUGUCAGAAGACAGAGUGGCGAAGCGUAUCUUCUUUUCAGAACUCCAGAAUGGUAAGCGUAAAAGCGGUGGCCAGUACUUACGAUAUAAGGAUGUUCUGAAAAGACAUAUGAAGAGAUGCCAACUAGAGCCCUCUGACUGGGAGCGGAAGGCAGCGCAGCGGCCCGAAUGGCGGCGCCUCAUUAAUGAUAGAGUUAACAUUUUUGAGACGGAACGCCGCAGUGAGCUCGACAAAAAACGUGAUGAGCUUAAGGCUCGGCCGCCAACCUCAAUUUCCUACAACUAUGUAGGUGGUGUGCUGACGUGCCCAAAAUGCGCUCGAGUAUUUAGCAAGAAGAUAGGGUACGUGAGCCACCUAAGAGCGCAUCAGAGAGUGGAUCAGCUACACUCUAAUAAUACGAGCUAAAAAUUGCCUAGUCCAGAGCACACAGUCGC
Molecule: messenger RNA, 4886 nt
Organism: Cydia splendana
Lineage: Eukaryota; Metazoa; Arthropoda; Insecta; Lepidoptera; Tortricidae
Exons: 5
Coding region: 1-4857 (1618 amino acids)
Molecular function (GO): catalytic activity
Source: RefSeq, a predicted model, not a curated record